Molecule: messenger RNA, 2475 nt
Organism: Rhineura floridana
Lineage: Eukaryota; Metazoa; Chordata; Lepidosauria; Squamata; Rhineuridae
Gene: RNF8
Product: ring finger protein 8
Exons: 8
Coding region: 111-1772 (553 amino acids)
Biological process (GO): ubiquitin-dependent protein catabolic process; protein K48-linked ubiquitination; double-strand break repair
Cellular component (GO): site of double-strand break; ubiquitin ligase complex; cytosol
Molecular function (GO): ubiquitin protein ligase activity; histone binding
Source: RefSeq, a predicted model, not a curated record
CACACACACACACACACACACGCACAUUUUGCCCAAAGUUAGGUGGAGCUGAUCUGCUCACUCCAAAUUGAGCGAUUGCUUCUGCCUGUAGUUCUCGCGGGCCGCGAAAGAUGGCGGAGUGUUUCGGCGGGGAGAGUAGGGUUUCUCGCCCCUUAGAGGUGUCGGGUCAAACUUGGUGCCUUAGGCGAGUGGGUAUGAACGAAGAGUGGCUGUUACUGGAGAACGGCAGCGAGGUAACUAUAGGUCGAGGAGCUGGUGCUACUUACCAGCUGAUGUCAAAAUCCUGUCCGUUGAUGGUCUCUCGGAACCACUGUGUUUUCCAGCAAAAUAUUGAUGGCCAAUGGACAGUGACUGACAAUAAGAGUCUAAAUGGUGUCUGGCUGAAUUGUGAACGCAUUGAUCCAGCAAGGCCCUACCUCUUACAAGAAGGUGACUGUAUCCAGUUAGGAGUUCCUUUAAAACACAGAGAAACAGCAGAGUAUGAAUAUACACUAAUAAAGGAAGAAUGGAAGAAAGUUAGUCCAUUUUUGGCACUGAAAAAUGACCAGCUGACUGAGAAAACAAAGGACAUGAGGGCUAAACGUAAAAUUAGCUUGGAGGAAUCAGAGGCAUCUGGAGCGGAAGGGCCUUCCAAUUCUAGAUCCAAAAGAGACAAAGUGUCUUCAGAUAAUGACUCUUUGGGGAAAUCUGAGGGAGGCAGGACAGAACUGUCCAAACAACCAACAACAGAAAACAUUGACAUAGUGUUGCUUCCUCCAAGGCCAAGUAAAAAGGAGAAGAAGAAAAAUCACUGUAGCACUGUUCAGCCUGAGCAUGGUUUAUCUGUCAUCUCUAAGGACCAAAAUGCCCCAAAUUUGGCACAGUCUUGGAAUGGUUUGGAACAAAUAAUGAAAACUCUGGCAGAUAUGACAAAGCUAAAAGCCAAGGUGCAGGAGAAGCAGACAGCAGUCUUGAAUGUAAGACAAAAGAACAAGUGUGCUCCAAAAGAGAUCCAGGUUUUGGAGCAGGAGUUGCAAGAACUGAGGGAGGAGUUAUGCACUGAGCAGGAGCAUCAGCAGCAGCAAGUGGAACAGCUGGAGAAGACCUUCUAUGAGAAACUGGAGGGAGCAAAGGAGGAAGAAGGAGAAGGGAGACUGAAGGAACAACUGGCUCAGGUCCUAGCGCAGCAUCGAGCUCUGAUGGAAGAACUGAGCCGUAGUAAGAAAGAUUUUGAAGAAAUCAUCAAAGCCAAGGACAGGGAGCUGAAAGAGACUAAGGAGGAGAAGGAGAAGGCAAAAGCACAAAAGGAAGAGGCUUUGAGCCAGAUGAAUGAUGUACUAGAGAAUGAGCUGCAGUGCACAAUUUGCUCUGAACACUUCAUUGAGGCUGUCACUCUUAACUGUGCACAUAGCUUCUGCUCCUACUGCAUCAAUGAAUGGAUGAAACGUAAGCUGGAGUGUCCAAUAUGUAGAGGGUCGAUAUUAUCCAAGACACGAUCGUUAGUUCUGGACAAUUGUAUUGAUAGGAUGGUGGAAAACUUGGAUGAUGAGACGAAACACCGUCGCCUGUCCCUUAUCCAAGAGCGAAAAGGGAAGCGGGUUGUUGUGGAGAGCCCAGCUUCAGACAGUGAGAGCAGUACUCUUACAUCUUCCUCAGACAGCGAGAGCAGUAGUGUUACCUCAUCAUUGGACAGUGAGACCAGUAGCCUUACGUCUGUACACUCCAUCAUGUCAAUAAGCAGCUUUGAAAGCGAUGACUAUGAAGGGGACUCUGACAGCCACAAUGUUAUCUGAAGCAUCUGCACUGCCCCCUUGUAGUUGUUUGGAGUUUGCUUGGGGUGCAUUCUACGGGAAAGGAUUGGACACUUGGAACUAUGAAGAGACUGGAAUAUAAAUUGUGGAUUAAAAGGGCUUGGCGGGGUCCCGUUCUUUUCUUAAUGGAUGUAUGAUAUCCUCAUCUCUGAAGCAUAUGAUCAAAAACUUAUGACUCAGAUACGUUUUUCACACUAGAGCUAUGGUAACUAAACUUAGGUUUCUGUUCUUGUUAUGAAAAUUCUGGGAGAUGAUAAUGCAUUACUGAGCUUUAAUAAUCACUUACCUCUUAAUAGGUUGAACAGUGCUGGGUCAUCAGCUAAAUAAUUGCUUAAGUGUAACUUGAUGCAACACAUACUUGCUUUUUGUGACAGAAAGCAGUUUACACAUGACUCGUGUUCAUAAGGAGAAUUAGGAUGUUGAGUUUAAAGCUGCAUAAUUUUAGAGAAAUAGUCAAGGUUAAAUUUACCCCACUCUUAAGAUUCAGUACCUAGCUUCCUAGAAAAGCAUCUUAAUUGCCUUCUCUCAAGGCCUCUUGCCAAAAUUGAGCAAGCACAGUCAAAACUGUAGCAGUGUUUUGGGGCUUUGGCCUAUAGUUGAGUAGCUGGACUAGGGUUGCCAGGUUCAUGGCCUGAGACUGAUCCUGUAUCUUUAGGAGAAGAGAAAGUCAGCCAAGUGCAUGUGU